Molecule: messenger RNA, 2304 nt
Organism: Schizosaccharomyces octosporus yFS286
Lineage: Eukaryota; Fungi; Ascomycota; Schizosaccharomycetes; Schizosaccharomycetales; Schizosaccharomycetaceae
Product: dymeclin 2
Exons: 6
Coding region: 154-2187 (677 amino acids)
Cellular component (GO): Golgi medial cisterna; membrane; Golgi trans cisterna
Source: RefSeq, a predicted model, not a curated record
CCGUCUUUCAAAUUCUAUUUUCGUCAUCCGCAGAAGUUCCUACCAAAAACAACACUAAGCAAUUUGUUUGCCAAUCUACGGAUUUCCUUUCUUAUUUAAACAGUUUUUCAUCUUAAGGUUGAUGCCUUGUGAACUUGGCUAUAUUUAUUUACUAUGGGAGUAGCAGAGUCAAAAAUAUCAUUCAGAAACUCCCUGUUAACAUUGCUUAAAAAACCAGCAAAACCAGAAGAAUACCAGCAUAUUUUUAACUCUUUGAUUAAUGAUAGCGAUGUAUUUUCACUAAUCUUCCCCAAGGAGAUUCAACAAUUUUGCCAAGGUGAAGAAUUCUCACAACUGACAUUGUUGGUCCAAAUUUGUCUCUGGAACAUUAUCUAUUAUGAAAAGAAUGCAAAGAAAAGAAAUUAUAUUGAAACGAAGAAGUCAUCCGUUUUAAAUAGCGUUCAAAUCUUGACAAGAUUGAUUCCUCAUUUGUACGAAUCGAAGAAAUCCAACUCGUGGAUUCGUGCUUACUUGUUUUCUUCUCCAACCGAUGCUUUUAGGAGUAUGCAAUCGCAAUUAGAUAUUUCAAGCUUCUAUCCGGACUUUGAAUUACCCACCGAGACAUGUCUUCUUUCUACCCUCUUAAACUCGGUUCUUCAAAUCUGUUUCUUGCCCGGUUUAUGUCUUUCUAUAAUGAGCUCCGAUGGAGAAAAGAUAUGGUCUUCAGGUCUUGUAUUCCAAAAAUUAGAACACCCUCCUUCCUAUGAUCAUCAACAUCAUCAGUUAACUCUCCUUCGUUUUCUCAUGGUCCUUAUAUCUGAACCCCUUUAUCAAUCUCAGGGACAAAUGGAUGCAAGUGUUUUAGAGCAUCUGCUUGCUAUAAACAAUCGAAAGACAAAUAUAAGAUUGAUAUGCUCUCUCAUCAAUAUCGCAUUUAUUAAUUCUUCCUCCUGGUUACCCAGUGUGCUAAGUCAAUCCUCAAAUGUACUAAGAAGAUAUUCGGCUUUAUUUUUGCUGCAACUCAUUUCUAUCCCAAAACCAAAAACCGUCUCUACCAAUACCGUCUUAGAUAUCUUGAGAAAGCUUCAUCGUUCAGAAGACCUUCAAUUAUUAGCCGCGUCUCUUUUCAAAACCAUAUCGCUCCCGCUAAAGCAUUCUUCAAGCUUAAUUUCACUCUUUCAAAAUACCAGCCAAAACUUGGAGGAAGCAUUAAUCUUCUUCUUCAUACUUCUCACCAACCAUUUUCGGUUUGCUAACGAACUUGAAAAACUUCCAUUUCUCAAUGAAUUGAUAUCAUCGCUUCUAUACAUCUUCAUUAAUUAUGACUCUAGUGAAGACGCAAAUAUCGGAUUCAUUUCUCAAAUUGCUGGAUACAGUUUACAGCAAAUUCUGAGUAAAAAAGAAUUAGUCGAAUCCUUUGCUAAAUGCAACGCUUCAUCCAUGCUUCCUCUAUCUUCUCAAAAGUUACCAAUUUAUGAACUAAACAUAACAAAUUAUAUUUUAUUGACUUUGGCCAUACAUAUAAAUAAUGGUCGUCAUUCUCAACAUCUAGCUGGACUUAUACUUUCUAACGUCUUGCUGAAUAUUUCGAAUUUACCUCUAAUGGUUUUGGAGCAUCUUGUAACUCUUAUCAGUCAUUACCUUGAGCCUAAUGUUCUGCUCACGAAAAAAUCCAAUGCAAUUUUAUUAAAACAGCUUCUUUCGGGUUUGAUUAUGACGAUAUCAAAAAACUUAGAUGAAAACUAUCUAUUGAUCAAUUUUUUGAAAGAGAACUCAAAUCGCUUCGGACCGUUACUGCAAUGCUCAAAAAAGGACUUCAAGGAUUCUUUGCAAAGCUAUAAAUCAGUCCAUUCUAAUUUCACAGAUUCGGAUUUGAACUGGUAUCUCGCAUGGUUUGCUGAGUCCAAAAUCCCGUUGCUAAGGGAUUUGAUAUCAUCAGAAAAUGGAAAAUCUGUUUUGAUGGAUCCACUAAACCUUCGAAGUCUUGAGGUUGAGCCCUGCUAUGUUGAGUAUACUACAAACAUUCAAGAUUGGAUUUACUUUAACUUAUGGAGGAUUAUAUUAAGACAAUGCUCCAGUAAUGCUCCGGUUGCUUUAUCUCCUUGGUCAGGUACAGCCGUUACAUUGUUUGAAAUUCGUGAAGAACCUCAAGCUUCACCGGCGUCACAAGUUCUACAGAAUUUACAAAACAGAUUCUUUCAAAUUUAAUAGACAAUCUUGCUCAAUAUACGCGUAUCAAACUAAAAUUAACUACAUAGGUUCAUAGUUUUUGUAUGAAAACUAAAAAUUUCAAAUAAAAAAAAUAUAUAUUAUACAAACUAAACG